UAUAAUUCUUAAAAAUAUUAUUAUUAAGCUCAAUCAUAAAAUAAUUUUUGCAAGAUGAAACAGAGAGGCAAAGCUAGUGAAUGAUCUAAUAAACUAAGGCUUUGGGUAAGGUCAGUUGGGGACUAACAUGGGAAGAACAUCUUCUUGUUCUAAGGUUGGGCUUCAAAAGGGGAAGAUGGACUACUGAAGAAGAUGAGAUUUUGACUAAAUAUAUACAAUCCCAUUAUAGCUUUUUAAAUUUUUCCCAUUGGUGUUUAUAGAAUUUGAUAGUUUGGUACUCUGUAGGAUUGUACUACUUUUUUGGGUUUUUUGGACAGUAAUUUGAGAUGAUGAAAAUGGUUUUCAAUCGAUAGUCUAAUAACUUGGGAGGUUUUUGGUUUCUUUUGUUAAUGAUUUGAGAUGAUGAGUAGUUGUGUUUAGACCUUAUCAAAGAUUGAAAUGAUUCUUCUUGUUACGGGUUUCUUCAAAUCUUAUAAGAAAUAAGGGCUCCUGAGAUGUGGGAAGAGUUGCAGGUUAAGGUGGAGGUGGAUGAAUUAUCUUCGUUCAGAUUUGAAGCAUGGAAAUUUCAUUUCAGAUGAAGAUGAGCUCAUCAUCAGAUUACAUGAUCUGUUAGGCAAUUGAUGGCUACAGAUGGUCACAGAUUGCAGAAUGUAUGCCAGGCAGGACAGACAAUGAGAUCAAGAACUAUUGAAAUGCUCAUCUCAGAAGAAAGCUUGCAGACAGAGGAAUUGACCCAGUGACCCACAAGCCAUUCUACUGCAAUUUUAGUUUGCAGCCCAAACAAGAUCCUAAGCCUGAACUGUCAUCUACACAAUUAGCAGAGGGUAUGAAGAAGGCCUAGAAAUAGAGAAACCCAUCUCACAAAAUCCGGUCAACAUGACUGGAGUAUAUAAAAGAAAGAACCCUUGCCAUGAAAAAGAAGCAUUAAAGAAGAAAAAGGCUAAUAUGGAGCAGCUUUCCUUGAGGAUUUCUAACCAGUUUGCUUGUGAAUCUUGUUCUGAGGCAAUCUCUGAUGAAAUUAAGAUAAAAAUACAGUCUCAAGAGUGCAAUAUUUCUGUGCUGGAGAAGGAUUAAUGCCCCAGUUCUUCAUUGACAAUAACUUCAUCCAGGUUCUGGGAAGAACCGUUUUCAUCUAAUAUAUUACUUUCUUCUAUGGAUUUGUUUGGAUCAUUUUACACAGAAGAUUUAACAAUGUUUGAUAAUCAGCUAAAUGUCGCAGAUGACUGCUGCAAUACUCUGGAGCUUUUGUCUCACAUAAAACAGAUGAUCCCAGGGCUUCUGAGAUCUGGGAAGAGUUGCAGGUUAAGGUGGAUGAAUUAUCUUCGCUCAGAUUUGAAGCAUGGAAAUUUCAGUGCAGAUGAAGACGAGCUCAUCAUCAUAUUACAUGAUAUGUUAGGCAAUCGAUGGUCACAGAUUGCAGAAUGUAUGCCAGGCAGGACAGACAAUGAGAUCAAGAACUAUUGGAACUCUCACCUCAUCGGAAAGCUUGCAGACAGAGGAAUUGACCCAGUGACCCACAAGCCUUUCUACUGCAAUUUUGGUUUGCAGCCCAAACAAGAUCCUAAGCCUGGAAUGUCAUCUCGAGAAUUAGCAGAGGGUAUGAAGAAGGCCCUAAUAACAGAGAAACCCAUGACACAAAAUUUGAUCAACAUGACUGGAGUAUAUAAAAGAAAGAACCUUUGCCAUGAAAAAGGAGCAUUCAAGAAGAAAAAGGCUAGUAUAGAGCAACUUUCCUCGAGGAUUUCUAACCAGUUUCCCUGCCAAUCUUGUCCUGAGACGAUCUCUGAUGAAAUCAAGAUAAAAAUGCAGUCUCAAGAGUGCAAUCUUUCAGUAACAGGGAAGACUGAAGUGCCUGUUUUAAUACGGGAUGAAUACCCCAGUUCUUCAUUGACAGAAAAUUCAUCCAGGUUCUGGGAAGAACCGUUUUCAUCUAAUAUAUUGCCUUCUUCAAUGGAUUUGUUUGGAUCCUUUUACACAGAUGAUUUAACAAUAUUUGAUAAUCAGCUAAAUGUCGCAGAUGACUGCUGCAAUAAUCUGGAGCUUUUGUUCUCACAGAAAACAGAUGAUCCCUGGUCUUUCUUUCUAUUAAAUACCGAGGAAUCUUUUUAUUCUCUUUGAAA
Messenger RNA from Cryptomeria japonica (Japanese cedar), 2120 nucleotides. Its product is annotated as myb-related protein Zm38-like. The transcript is spliced from 5 exons. The record is from RefSeq and is a predicted model, not a curated record. NCBI's taxonomy places the organism in Eukaryota, Viridiplantae, Streptophyta, Pinopsida, Cupressales, Cupressaceae. Bases 1153 to 2118 code for a protein of 321 amino acids.